This is a messenger RNA of Helianthus annuus (common sunflower), 1616 nucleotides long. RefSeq names its product magnesium-protoporphyrin IX monomethyl ester [oxidative] cyclase, chloroplastic. Gene Ontology annotation, cellular component: chloroplast thylakoid membrane. The transcript has 5 exons. Gene Ontology annotation, molecular function: metal ion binding; magnesium-protoporphyrin IX monomethyl ester (oxidative) cyclase activity. Gene Ontology annotation, biological process: chlorophyll biosynthetic process; photosynthesis. Lineage: Eukaryota; Viridiplantae; Streptophyta; Magnoliopsida; Asterales; Asteraceae. Bases 254 to 1468 code for a protein of 404 amino acids. The record is from RefSeq and is a predicted model, not a curated record.
GCCACAAAAAGGCUAUGGACAUUUCUCAGCCACAAAAUAUAAGACUACAUUCAUAAUUUAUUCCAACCAAAGAACAUCUAACAAAAAUCAGUUCCAUCCUCACCCCACCAACGUGUCAAUUUUCCAUUCAUAAUCCCAGAUUUCCUUGGAUGAGAUUCCAGAUUGCCAUCGCUUUCACUUCACCCUUAUCUCUCUCUAUACAUAUAAUCAAUGGUGAUUAAAGCCAAGCCCAUUACUCAAACACCAACCACCAAUGGCAACCGAGAUGGCCGCACUGCUCAAACCCGUUUCCAAAAUCGGCUACUGUCACAGCACCACCAUCCUGCCACGGCGAAUCUCCACCAUCCGCAUGUCCGCCGCCACCACCACCACCCCCACCAAACCCUCCGGCAGCGGAAAGAACAAGAACAAGAAGGCGAUUAAGGAAACACUACUUGCACCAAGGUUCUACACGACAGACUUCGAUGAAAUGGAGCAGCUGUUCAACGUGGAGAUGAACAAGAACCUGAAUGAGGCUGAGUUUGAAGCCUUGUUGCAGGAGUUUAAAACAGAUUAUAACCAGACCCAUUUUGUCAGGAAUAAGGAGUUUAAGGAGGCUGCGGAUGAGAUUCAGGGCCCACUUAGGCAGAUCUUUGUUGAGUUUCUUGAGAGGUCUUGCACUGCUGAGUUUUCUGGCUUUUUGUUGUACAAGGAGCUUGGUAGAAGACUUAAGAAAACAAACCCAGUGGUUGCAGAGAUCUUCUCCCUCAUGUCAAGGGAUGAAGCCCGCCAUGCCGGGUUUCUAAACAAGGGAUUAUCAGACUUCAACUUGGCAUUGGACUUAGGAUUCUUGACAAAAGCAAGAAAAUACACCUUCUUCAAGCCAAAAUUCAUAUUUUACGCAACAUAUCUCUCCGAAAAGAUCGGUUACUGGAGGUACAUCACCAUAUACCGGCACCUAAAAGCCAACCCUCAGUACCAAUGCUACCCCAUUUUCAAGUACUUUGAGAACUGGUGUCAAGAUGAAAACCGACACGGUGACUUCUUUUCCGCACUCAUGAAGGCCCAGCCUCAGUUCCUCAAUGACUGGAAAGCUAAACUUUGGGCUAGAUUCUUCUGCUUAUCUGUGUAUGUUACCAUGUAUCUUAACGAUACCCAAAGAACUGCUUUCUAUGAAGGGAUUGGGCUGGACACAAAGGAGUUUGACAUGCAUGUCAUCAUUGAGACAAACCGCACGACAGCAAGGAUCUUCCCAGCUGUACUGGAUGUAGAAAACCCUGAGUUCAAGAGGAAAUUGGACCGCAUGGCUGACCUUAACUCCAAGAUCAUAGCGAUUGGGGAGACUGAUGACAUUCCAUUGGUGAAGAAUUUGAAGAGGGUCCCACAUAUUGCUGGUUUGGUUUCGGAGCUGUUGGCUGCGUACCUGAUGAAACCGAUUGAAUCGGGAUCGGUUGAUAUUGCAGAGUUGGAUCCUCAGCUUGUUUACUAGAUGCUACUAUGUUUUUGUAGAGGAAUGAAUCAAAGGAAGUCAUGGUGUUUUGAUUGUUGUGUAAAAAGAUACACUGAUAAUUUUGAUGAAUUCAUGUUCUAAUGUUAUUUGAUAGCUAUUUAUUUAAUAUAAUGGGAAUCGUUGGUUA